AAACCUGAUCUAUUCAAUAAUCCUUUGCUGUUGCCUGGCGGCUGUGCCGCAGGUGCGAGCAAAGCAUCUGCUCGAAUUUAUCGCCGAAAGUGCGAAUAAUGAAGUUGAAAAAGAAGUCGAAACAUUUGACUUUUCCUCCUGCCAAAUAUAUUGCUAUGGACCUCUGUUGCAUACGGUACAGAUGGCGAAGCUGUUUCCCGACUCGAAGACUUUUGUGGACAUGAAACUGAAGGCUUCGCCUGAGAAGACAAUGGAGUUAUUUGAGGCAUUUAUGGCUUCCACGAAUAAUGCACCCACCAACGAUCAGAUACGGAAAUUUGUUGAUGAUAAUUUUGGAGCAAAGGGCACCGAGCUGGAGGUGUGGACACCUACAGAUUGGGUUGAGCAUCCAGCGUUUUUGGAUCUUGUCAACGAUCCGGAUCUGAAGCAAUGGGGCGUCGAUCUAAACAACAUCUGGAAGGAGCUCGGGCGUAAGAUGAAGGACGAUGUGCACAAGAACCCGGAAUAUUACUCCAUCAUACCCGUGCCCAAUCCGGUCAUUGUGCCCGGCGGCCGCUUUAUCGAGUUCUACUACUGGGACUCUUACUGGAUCAUUCGAGGCCUGUUGUACAGCGAGAUGAGGGAUACGGCCCGCGGCAUGAUCGAGAAUUUCAUGUCGAUUGUACAGCGCAUUGGAUUCAUACCGAACGGCGGUCGCGUCUACUACGGGGGCCGCUCCCAGCCGCCGCUACUGGCGGGCAUGGUCAAGUCCUAUGUGGACUUCACCAAGGACGAUCGGUUCGCCAUCAAUGCGCUGGAUGUGCUGGAGCAUGAGUUCGAAUAUUUCAUCAACAAUCACAGUGUACAGGCCAAAGGCUAUAAUCUAGCUGUGUACAGGGACUCGUCGAAGGGACCCCGUCCCGAAUCCUACAGUGAGGACAUAGAGACAGCUGCCACAUUCAACACCGACGAGGAUAAGGAAAAUCACUAUAGUGAGCUGAAGUCGGCUGCCGAAUCGGGCAUGGACUUCAGCUCUCGCUGGUACAUCAACGAGAAGGGCACAAAUGUUGGAAAUCUCUCAGUAACGAAGACCCGUUCCAUUGUUCCAGUCGAUCUGAAUUCAUUUCUCUACUGGAACGCCAAAAUUAUUGCUGAAUUCCAUGCCAAGGCGGGCAACGUGGACAAGAUGACAGAGUAUGAGACCAAGGCGCAGAAGAUCAAGGAGGCUAUUCAGGCUGUCCUGUGGAACGAGGAGGCCGGCUGCUGGCUGGACUAUGAUUUGAUCAAUGAGAAGCCACGCGACUACUUCGUGACCUCCAAUCUAGCCCCGUUGUGGGUCAAGGCAUACAAUAUUUCCGACACCGACAAGAUAUCUGAGUCGGUGCUGAAUUAUAUUGAAAAGAACAAACUGGACACAUUCCCGGGCGGCAUACCAAACUCACUCUAUCAGACUGGCGAGCAGUGGGACUUCCCCAAUGUGUGGGCGCCUAUGCAGUAUAUUAUCAUCGAGGGUCUGGACAAUUUGGGCACUCCCGAUGCCAAGCAGCUGUCAAAGAGAUGGGGUCACCGCUGGGUGAAAUCCAAUUUUGCGGCAUAUCGCGAUUCGCGUGCCAUGUUCGAAAAGUACGAUGCGGAAAAGUUUGGCGGACAUGGCGGCGGUGGUGAAUACGGCGUGCAGAAGGGCUUUGGCUGGACCAAUGGCGUCAUCAUCGAGUGGCUGGCGAAAUACGGGCACGAGAUUUCGCUGAGCAACACGGGCGCUGCAGGUCCCAGCAGUCGAUUCCUCAGCUUAUUAGGCGUAACAGCUGUGGCGUUAAUAGGUGCCUUUGCCGGUCGUCUCAUCUGGUGAGAUUCAGAGACAACUUUGAUUGCCCUAUGAAAAUGUGAUUCCCUCCUUCCCAGCAUUUUAGUGUGCAUGUGUGCGUGCGUGUAUGUGUGUGUGUGAGCGUAUGUGUGUAUGUGUUUCCAAUUAGACAAAAAGCGUUUUCAGCUUGUGUGCGCAGAUUGCAGUAUUAGAUAUAAACAAUAUACAAUUGACAUAUUUGUUAGAGAUGUGAAGUGAGUUGUACAUACAGAAUUCUAUAAUAACAUCGGGCAUGCCCCACUUGUUGAGUUACCCUUAAUAUU
Molecule: messenger RNA, 2106 nt
Organism: Drosophila navojoa
Lineage: Eukaryota; Metazoa; Arthropoda; Insecta; Diptera; Drosophilidae
Gene: Treh
Product: Trehalase
Biological process (GO): trehalose catabolic process
Molecular function (GO): alpha,alpha-trehalase activity
Source: RefSeq, a predicted model, not a curated record